CGCCGAGGGCUCAACAUCCGAGGACUUUGGCCCAGAGUAACCCUGCUCGCGUGACCUUUCCCCUCCAUUCUGCACCUGGAGCGGCGGGCCUGGCGCGCUGGCUGCGGUUGGGCGCUUGUUCUGCACCCUUCCGCCGCGCUCCCUUCGGCGCUUCGGCGCACCCCCUCGCUGCCCCUCCGUGCGACUCCCCGUCAUGGCGGCUCUCAGCAAGUCCAUCCCUCAUAACUGCUACGAGAUCGGCCACACUUGGCACCCUUCCUGCGGGGUCUCCUUCGUGCAGAUCAGCAGGGGCGCCCUGGAGGAGUCCCUGAAGAUCUACGCUCCCCUGUACUUGAUUGCAGCAAUUCUCCGGAAACGAAAAUUAGACUAUUAUUUACACAAACUACUCCCUGAGAUCCUACAAUCUGCUUCAUUUCUGACUGCUAAUGGGGCCUUGUAUAUGGCUUUCUUUUGCAUUUUAAGGAAGAUACUUGGAAAAUUCUACUCUUGGAGUCCUGGCUUUGGUGCCGCUUUGCCAGCAUCUUAUGUGGCCAUUCUAAUUGAAAGAAAAAGCAGGAGAGGGCUGCUCACAAUUUAUAUGGCCAAUUUGACCAGUAGGCAUUGGAUUUGGUGCUCACCCUAAUUCAAUAUGACAUCACUUUGAUUACAUCU
This is a messenger RNA of Leptonychotes weddellii (Weddell seal), 651 nucleotides long. NCBI's taxonomy places the organism in Eukaryota, Metazoa, Chordata, Mammalia, Carnivora, Phocidae. The record is from RefSeq and is a predicted model, not a curated record.